AUGUUAAGAGAAGAGAGGGAGAAACGGAGAAGGAGAGGAAAGGGAGGAAGGAGCCGGGCCGGCGCUGCUGAGUUCGCCGCCGCCGUCGCGUUGCCGUGCCGUCAGAAAGCCAGAACCGCAAGAGAAAGAACUGCGAAGAGAGAGGGAGACCGCAUCAGCUCACCGCGAAGCCAGCGCCGUCGUCGUCCUUAUUGCGGGUCUACACCGUCGCGUCUUGCCACCGCCGCCACCACUAAGCUUGCCGUCGUCGCCAUUGAAGCCGAAGAGAGAGAGAGUGUGUUCGCGAAGAGAGGGAGAGCGCGCGCUCACGAAGGAGAAGAACGACGAAAAGGGAAGGAGAAGCAGAAGACGAUGAACCCAGGGGAGAAGGAGGAGGUCUGUUCUCGCACCGUCCUGCUCUGCACCCAGAUCUCACUUCGCGUAGUCAUGGUCUUCCCCGCAGUCACAGUCGCAAUCGCCGUCUACGCAGUUUGUAGCUGCCAUCAUCCUCCGCGCAGUUCCCACCUGCUCACGGUACCAUAUCCUUGACUCUGUUUUCUGUUCCCAGAAUCUUAGAUAUAGCAUAAACUUGUUAUCUUGUGCAUUUUGUUGUUUUUAUGGAAUAUG
This is a messenger RNA of Arachis ipaensis, 606 nucleotides long. The record is from RefSeq and is a predicted model, not a curated record. Lineage: Eukaryota; Viridiplantae; Streptophyta; Magnoliopsida; Fabales; Fabaceae.